CUGCCAUGGCGACGGAGAACCUGUUGAUACAACGUGUAUCUGAUGUGAUGGUGAGCGGUGGUCCGACCGUGAAGUCAACACAGGGAUGAGAAGCAAGAAGAGAAACACAGGUGUGAUCACCUUCCACACACCUGUACCUGUCAGCAUGUUCAAAUCAGAGGAGUGCAUGGCAUAUGUGAAGGACGCCACAGGCCGCAGAGAGAGCCCGUCUCAGCCGAGGACGAGGACAAGGAGCACCAGUAAAUGUGUAAGAGUAGAGAAAGGAGAUGAGGCCUCAUCCUCUGGUCCACGGCCGGACACAAAACAGGCCUGUCUCUCUCAUGCCUCCCUCAGACGACUGCAGGCAAAGAUGGAGGCUGAAAAUCAACAGGUGAAGGACAUAAUCCAACCGUUACUGGCUACAGAAAAUGGUUUUGUGAAGGGGUUGGAGAGCUUUCUGAGCCGACGGGAUGUAACAGAGCUGAGGAGGAGGGAGCUGCUGCACAAGCGCUGGACUGAGAGUGUAUGGUUUCCCCUCCAGAGGAGAGUGGAGGAACAUGUGUCCAGCUGCAGCCCCGUGGCGGCCAAGAAGCGCCUUAGCUUAUACAGUGACUACAUCCAUCACUACAACACCAAGGGCUUUGUGUCUCUAGAUGUCUAUGAUCCAAGGGAAUACGAUCCGUUACUUCUCCACAUCAAAAAGCCACACUUCUUCAAGCUCAGUACAGCUGACUUAAAGGACCCAUUGUACCUUCAGUUACAUGAAAGACUGAAGAGAACAGACCGUUCUUGUGAAUCAGGAUGUAAAUACACGAGGAGACAAGUAGAGAAGCUACCUCAGAGUGCUCGUCCUCUUAGUGAGUUUGCGACGUCUCUGAGCGACACUCUGCUACAGGCCUCAUCUAAUCGUCGACGCACUGCCUCCAGAAAAACUCCAGUGGAGGACGAGACUGAAGGAAGGUCCAGCAGAUGUGUCCCAUCCAGACUCGACACCGUACCGUACCACAUCAGGGCAACUGCCACACCAGAUGGAUGGUGCCAUCACACCGGCUGCUGGUUCUCCAGAUGUGGACGUCGGCCACAACCAGCAAAUUCGGAUCAGCUUCAGUCCUCGCCGACAUCCGAAUAAAAUCCAUAUUAAGCAUAAA
Messenger RNA from Sebastes umbrosus (honeycomb rockfish), 1127 nucleotides. RefSeq names its product family with sequence similarity 228 member A (gene fam228a). The record is from RefSeq and is a predicted model, not a curated record. The coding region runs from base 86 to 1108 and encodes 340 amino acids. The transcript has 9 exons. NCBI's taxonomy places the organism in Eukaryota, Metazoa, Chordata, Actinopteri, Perciformes, Sebastidae.